Anolis carolinensis (green anole) is the source of this 1133-nucleotide messenger RNA. RefSeq names its product PAXIP1 associated glutamate rich protein 1 (gene pagr1). Bases 276 to 944 code for a protein of 222 amino acids. Lineage: Eukaryota; Metazoa; Chordata; Lepidosauria; Squamata; Anolidae. Gene Ontology annotation, biological process: positive regulation of cell cycle G1/S phase transition; positive regulation of intracellular estrogen receptor signaling pathway. The record is from RefSeq and is a predicted model, not a curated record. Gene Ontology annotation, cellular component: MLL3/4 complex. Gene Ontology annotation, molecular function: nuclear estrogen receptor binding. The transcript is spliced from 4 exons.
UUAGCGCAUGCGCCAUCGCGAGCGAGAGUUCUGAGUUCUUUAUCGAGAAGGAGCCAUCGAUUGUACGCGGCUCGGCUUUUGUGGCCUGGGUGGUUGUUUUGGAGGCGGGGGAAGGCAGGAGAUCUGUGAUGUAGACUGACUCUGACCAUGUGCAGAGUGCUUCUACAGAAGGACAGGAAAUGAUGCAGCCGCGUUAAGCAAUUAAGCCUUCCCAGGGGUUGGUUUCAGGCAAGAAAGUAACUUCUACUACACAGGGAAGUGACUUACUCCCAGCCAUGGAAGAGCCCAGUGCUGUAGAAGAAGGGGAAGUGACCUCAGGUAUGCAGUCCUUAGCUGUAGAAGAUGGGCCAACGCCAGAACUGGAAGCUUCCACUGAGGAACAAGAUGAGGCACCUGGGGAAGCAGAGGAGGGGGAGCAGUCGGGGAAGGCAGACGAUGACUCUGCAGAGGAGGAUUGGUGCAUCCCUUGCAGUGAUGAGGAACUGGACUCCCCCGACAACUGGAUGCCUCCCCCGUCAGAGAUCCGGCACCUCUAUGAACUCAUCGCUGAGCAGGGGACCCUAGAGCUCCAGGCAGAAAUCCUGCCAAGACGCAACCCGACUCCAGAACCUGACAGCGAGGAUGAGGAUAAAUCCGAAGGGCAGACUGAAGACCAAGAAGAAGAAGAGGAAGAGAAGCCUCACGUGCCAACAGAGUUUGAUUUUGAUGAUGAGCCUUCCUCACCCAAGAGCUCCUUGAUUGAUCGCCGAAGAACCCCUGGGUCCUUGGCUAAGAGCCAGAAGAGGGAGGCCCGCAUGGACAAAGUGCUUUCGGACAUGAAACGUCACAAAGUCUUAGAGGAACAGAUUAUGAAGACUGGACGGGACCUCUUUGACCUGGACUCAGACGAUAUGCCCACUCCGAAACGGCCUCCUGGUCUUUUCCUGCGUCAACGCAAAUACUGACCCUGUGAGGAAGAUAGGCCUUUUGAUUUGGGACAAAGGUGGAGCCUUUGAGUCAGAUAUAAGUGGAAGACAGUAAGUGCAUGGACCCAUUUGACCGGGCAGGCCCUUGGACUUUGACUCAGAUCCUGUAGUAAAUGCAGGAGGUGCUUGUAUUUGAUUAUUUGGUUGUAAUAAAACUCUGUGAGUUCA